AUGACUGAUAAUCAGUGGAAAUCGUUGGUCGAAUGGUACGAAAAGAAAAUUUUGGCCAACAGAAUUCCAAUCAUGCCCAAGGUGUACGAGGAACAACCACAUCAGCCUACUACCGAGGUCAGCAAGAUGGGUGAGGGUCAGGAGAGCGGGGGUCAGAAAACCAACGGCAACGAGGGCAGACAAAAUGUUGCUGACGAGGGUGAGCUAAAGGUUGGUGAUGAGGGUGUGGAAGUCCCAGCUGGGAAAACUGACGAGUCGGUAGUUGCUGCAGCUUUCAAGUUAGGUAACAAUAAACCCAAAAUAACUAAUAUUGAAUAUAUCGAACCUGAAGUUCAAAUAAUACGCCCAACACCCACUCCUGUGAAUGAUCCAACAAAAUCUAUUCCCAUUGUGCCAAAACGGAAAAUUCCAGUCGAUCAACGACUAGAGAAUAUCUGCGAGAAAAUGGAGUGCAUGUAUGACACUCUCAUAAGGGUCACGAAUAUCCAAAUAAACACCAGCAGGGGUUUGUUGGAGAGUCAGAAGUCCUCGCUGCAUGAGCUAAGGGAAGAGAAGGCGGAACAGUCUGGUGAUACCAGUGACGAGGUGAAAGAAACACCUAACCAGGCUAAUGACAGUCACGACGUGGAUAAUAAUGAGGAAUUAGCAGCUGUGGUAGAAAAUAUUAUAGAGAAACACAUGAAUACUUUAAAGAGUCAAAUCAAUAGUCAAAACAGAGGCACUGACACUAGCGAUGCUAAAUUAGUUGCCGAUGCUAUCAGAUUAGAUAUCAUGAACAAAGGACCUUCAGUCAAAAGAGACAAUAAAUUAGAUAAUAGCACAAGAUUUGAGCAUUUUUAUGACUACUUCAAGUCAGAGGUCAGAUCCCAUAGACUCAUGCAUGUCAUCGAUCCAAGGGUUGAUUUCGCUGGUGAUCAAAGUACCUUGAAUGAGCAUAAAUUCAAAGUAGUCUCACUUGAUGAUCCAGUGGAGAUCUUGAUUAAGCUCAAAGAAAUCAAAAGAUAUGAGACCAAUGUCUCAUCUUUCACGGUGAGAAAAGAAAUAUCGAAUAUGAAAUAUAUUAUUGGUAAGAUGACUGCGAGUGAGUUCAGUGAAAAGUUUGAAGAUGCAAUUCGUAAGUACGAAAAUGCUACAGAUGCUGUUCCUCUAUCCGACGAGGAGAAAAGAAAUGCAUUUAGCAAUGCUAUUAUGGGUUCUGCAUCCAUGGUGCGAUUCCUCCAAUCCGCUGCCGAGCUCAAGGGUGAACAACCCCCUAAUUAUGAACAAUUGAAACUUGUUGUCAUGCAGGACGAGGCAGCCAGGAAGCAGACCAAUGACGAGGCUGGAGAGGUUAGAGCAGCAAACCUGGUGAGCAAAGACGACAGGUGUUUUGAAUGUGGAGGUUUUGGGCAUCUCGGUCGGUUCUGCCCAGGUAAGGGCAAAGGAAAACUUUGCUACAAGUGCAAGGAGUAUGGGCACAUUAAUAAGGAGUGUCCAAACUCAGUUGGAAAAGAUUUGUUUCAAACAAAUAACAAAGCCAUGUUGUGGCACGUGAGACUAGGUUAUGCAUCUCUAGCGUAUCUCAAAGCUGUCCAAUUAAAAUUUCCAGAAAAUAAAGAACUUAGAAACGUGGUGUUUGAUGAGUCUAUAAUGGAGUGCAAAGUAUGUUUGGUUUCCAAAUUUAAUAGAUUACCGUUUCCUAAAAUAAGAACUCGAGCGUCAGAACCUCUUCAGAUUAUUUAUUCUGACGUGAUGGGACCCAUAUCCCUGAGUUCACAUCCGAAGGGAUACAGGUAUAUAUCUGUAUUCAUUGAUGAUAAAUCGAGAUUCGCGAUGGCAUACCCGAUGAGAACAAAAGGUGAAACAGGUCACUGCCUUGAAAUGUUUGUUAGGAGGGGUAGGAAUCUGUUGGGUUACGAUGCUAAAGUGUGUUAUCUCAGAUCAGAUCAGAAUACCGAAUUUACAGGGGGACAUACAGUUGAAGUGUUGAAAAGACUAGGGGCAGAAUUGCAACUGGCAUGUCCCGAUACACCUGAGCAUAACGGGGUCGCGGAACGGUACAACCAGACAAUCCAGAAGAAGGUUCGAGUCUACAUGUUUGACGCUAAAUUACCCGAAAGCAUGUGGGACCUGGCUCUGUCUGCCGCGGCUUACUCCUACAAUCAUACUCCCCACAAAUCCAAUGAAAUAAAAACUCCAUUAGAAGAAUUUGCACCGGGACAUAGCUUUGAUGUUGGUCAAGUUAAAAGACUCGGCAGUCUUGCGUACAUAAAGGUACAGAGAAAGGUCGGACCUAAAUUCGGGGCAGUAGGUAUACGAGGUGUUUUGGUUGGCUACACUCCAACAGGGUACAUUCUGCUAGUACCUGAAGAAGGAAAAUUUUAUGAGAGUAGGCAUGUCAGAUUUAACGGAAAGAAAGUUUACGGUGAUAAGUAUAAAAAGGGAGAAAUUGAAGACUUUCCCGAGGUUCCUCAAGUGACUGAUAAAGACAGGUGGUUUGUAGAAUUUGAAAAGAAUUCAAACGAUUUGGAUGAUGAAUCCAAAUCGGAGCGAGUAGCCAAGAGGAGAAGGGGCAGACCAAGAAAGAUAGCCACCUCUUCUGAUGAGAAACAGAUUAUCAUCCCUGAUGAGAAAAUGACACAAGAAUCCGCUCCUGCUAAACAAAUAAUUAAUCCAGAAUUAAGUACCGGAAUGUUCCUGGCUUGUCUGUCACAAGGGGAACUGGAAUUAGGAGUGGACAAAUCUACUGACGAGAGCUGUCAUGCACUGCUCGCUGGUUCCAAUUCAGAUCCCGCGAAUUUCACUGAGACUAUGCAAAGUGUUGACGAAAAAAUCUGGGUAUCAGCCGUGGAAGAGGAAUUUAAAUCGAUGAGCAAAAACAACGUAUGGAAAAUUGUAGACAGACCAAUAAGUAGUUUGUUGUAUUUGGCAGGAACUACCAGGCCAGAUAUUUCUUACGCUGUCAAUGUCUUGAGUAGACACCAGGUGAAUCCAACUGAUGAGGAUUGCAAGAUGGUAAAACGGGUACUUAGGUAUCUAAGGGGUACUUCUACUCUGGGUCUGAGGUAUGCUGGAAAGAAGAAAAACUAG
Diachasma alloeum is the source of this 3069-nucleotide messenger RNA. RefSeq lists its product as uncharacterized. Gene Ontology annotation, molecular function: nucleic acid binding; zinc ion binding. The coding region runs from base 1 to 3069 and encodes 1022 amino acids. The record is from RefSeq and is a predicted model, not a curated record. The transcript is spliced from 6 exons. Gene Ontology annotation, biological process: DNA integration. Lineage: Eukaryota; Metazoa; Arthropoda; Insecta; Hymenoptera; Braconidae.